AUGGCUGGCAGGAACAAAAGGAGCAUUCUUGGGAGUAAGACAAGCUUGUCCAAUACCACCACAAUAGUCGAAUAUCGUCAAGAACAAGGAGCCAUCAAUGCCCCGAUCGUCUCAUCCUACAACGACCGCAUCCGCCCAUUGCUCGACGCGGUGGACCGCCUCCGCCACCUCAAAAUCAUGCAGGAAGGCAUCCAGCUCCCGACCAUCGUGGUGGUUGGCGACCAGUCUUCCGGCAAAUCGAGCGUGCUCGAGUCCUUGGCCGGCAUCAGCCUCCCCCGCGGCCAGGGAAUAUGCACCCGCGUCCCCCUUAUCAUGCGCCUCCAGCAUCACCCCAGCCCCGAACCGGAGCUCUUCCUUGAGUACGGCGGCCGCGUAGUCCCCACCGACGAAGCUCGUGUCUCCGAUGACAUUGUCACUGCCACCGACGAGGUCGCCGGCACCGGCAAGGGGAUCUCCAAUGACCCCGUCACCCUUGUCGUGAAAAAGCACGGCGUGCCCGACCUCACCAUGGUCGACCUGCCUGGGAUCACUCGGGUGCCUGUCCAUGGCCAGCCGGACGACAUCUACGAGCAGAUCUCGAAGAUCAUCAAGGAGUUCAUCACACCUGAUGAGAGCAUCAUCUUAAACGUCCUCUCCGCCAGCGUGGACUUCACGACGUGCGAGUCCAUCCGCAUGUCCCAGCAGGUUGACCGUACGGGCCAGAGGACCUUGGCUGUGGUGACCAAGGCAGACAAGGCCCCCGAGGGCCUGCUCGAGAAGGUGACGUCGGACGAUGUCAGCAUCGGCCUUGGAUACGUUUGUGUGCGCAACCGGGUCGGGGAUGAGACGUAUGAGGAGGCCCGAGAGGAGGAGGCCCGGCUGUUCGAGACGCACCACCUCCUGUCUGGGAUAAGCAAGUCUAUGGUUGGCAUUCCUGUGCUGGCCCAAAGGCUUGUACAGAUCCAGGCGAAUCUCAUCGUCAAGUGCCUGCCUGACAUCGUACGCAAAGUCAAUGACAGGCUGUCGUCCAACAUGGACGAGCUGAGCAAACUGCCACGCAGCAUGACAUCUAUUGUCGAGGCCAUGACGGCCUUCGUCCAGAUUCUAGGCAACGCCAAAGAAUCCCUCAAGAAGAUUCUGCUGAGGGGAGAGUUCGAGGAGUACCCAGAUGAGAAGGAGAUGCACUGCACGGCCCGCCUGGCUGAGAUGCUCAACGCCUACUCUGAGGAAAUCCAGGCCAAGUGCUCCGAGAAUGAAUCAAAGGAUAAAUUCCUGCUCGAUGAGAUUAGCGUGUUGGAGGAGACAAAAGCCAUCGGGCUCCCAAACUUUCUUCCAAGGACUGCUUUUCUUACCCUGCUGCAGAAGAAAGUGAAAAUGGUGUCAUUCACGCCGUUUGAGUUCGUUGAAAAAAUGUGGGCCUACAUCGAGAAUGUAGUCGUCACGGUUCUAACUAAGCACUCGGACAACUACCCGCAGCUGAUGUCAUCCACGAAACGGGCUGCUCAGAACCUGUUGGCCAUGAAGAAGAAACAAUCGGAGGAUUGGGUAGUGGAUGUGGUUGAGAUGGAGAAGAUGACGGACUACACUUGCAACCCCGAGUAUGCUGAUUUGUGGAGCAAGCUCAUGGCCCACCAUAACACAUUUGUGGAUAUUCUGACUGAUAACUCGAAGCCAACGGCGAUGAACAUUGUUGGAUAUGGGAAUGUCGAUGUUUUGCAUUUAAGGGGUCAGGCAGGGGUCGUGCAGGAGGCAUUUGACCUCAAAAUGAGACUGACGGCCUAUUGGAAGAUUGUUUUGAGAAGGCUGGUCGACUGCAUGGCCUUGCAUCUGCUCUUUAGUAUCCAGAAUCUGGUGAACAAGGAAAUGGAGGCGGAGAUUAUUAAUGAAGUAAUCGGCCCGGAAGGGAAAGGACUGGAGAGAAUGCUGGAGGAGUCGCCUGCUGUGGCCGAAAAACGCAAGAGGCUUAAUAAUAGCGUCAAGUUGCUGAAGGAGUCCAAGGAAGUGGUCGCCAAGAUCAUUGAUAAUAUUUCUAGUAUUAGUACGUGA
Messenger RNA from Striga hermonthica, 2025 nucleotides. Lineage: Eukaryota; Viridiplantae; Streptophyta; Magnoliopsida; Lamiales; Orobanchaceae. The record is from the annotation of a GenBank genome assembly.